GCAGUGAGAAAUGAGACAACCUGAUGCCUCUAGAUCUUUGAUGCUCACAGGAAUCCUUGGCCCACCUUCUGCUCCUCCUAAAUGAAGUUGAGUUGGUGUCCUUCCGAGGAUAAAUGCUCAUUGCAGUCCAGAGGACGUCAACUGCCAGGAGCAUGUCCGUUCCCCCUCUUGGCCUGCAAACCCAGAUUCUGAUGGAUGGCGGACGGUGGUGACACCAUGUAGAAGGUGCUGAAGGGGGUGUCCUAACUGAGUUGCAAUGGUUUUAUACACUUCCCCAUUUCCUAACGGCUUUCUUUCUGCACUGCAUUCCUUCUCCUGGGGCUUAAUCUUCCCAUGCUAUUGGCUCGGGGACCGGCUCCUGGCUUCGUUUGUGCCUACCACUUACGAGAAACGGCAAAGGGGAGAUGACCCGUGCUACUUCCAUGCUCUCUGCAUCAUCAUCACCACGCCCAUCUACUUAGCAUUGCUGGUGGUGUCCCUUCCUUUUGCCCUGAUCGGCUUCCUGUUAUGGUCCCCUCUGCAGUCCGUGAGACAUCCAUACAUUUAUUCCAGGCUACAGGACAAAAGCCAGAUCAACGGAUCCUCCUUACUCACUGAGUGGAAGGCGGCCAACAAUGGGAAAAGCUUUUGUUUUAGCAGUGCCAACGUCUGCUUGCUGCCAGACUCCUUGGCAAGAUUAAACAAUGUUUUCAACACACAGGCCCGAGCGAAAGAAAUUGGGCGAAGGAUCCGGAAUGGUGCCAGCAGGCCCCAAAUCAAAAUCUACAUAGACUCUCCCACCAACACCUCGAUCAGUGCCGCCAGCUUCAGCAGUCUUGUUUCGCCACAAGGGGGAGAUGGCAAUAACCGGGCGGCCAACACGGGCAUUAAGAGAACCACAUCCAUAGAGUAUAAAGGGGAGAACGCCGGUCCUAACCAUGAAGAUGGCAGAGAUCCCAAAGCUGGAGGAGAUGCUGGGGAUGGAGAAGAUGGCAACACUUGCAUCGUGCGCAUCGGUGGUGAGGAUAACGGCCACAUUUCAGACCUAGAAGCCGAUGGGAUGGGAAGCCACAUGAAUAACAGCAAGGGAGCCAUCCCGAAAGGUCAAACCCCCAACCAUAAGCAAAAAGAAGGGGAUUCUGGAAGCUUGGAUAGCUGCACCGCCUCGCGAGAAUCCCUAGUGAAGAUGCGCUCUGGAGAUGGCCCAGUUGACCAAAGCACCGUGAACAGUAAACUCCUCUACAAGGCCUCGCUUAUGAAGAAGACCUCGGUGAAGAAAAAGAAGAAUAUGGACGAGCCCUUCGACCACGAGAUCUCGGCUUUCUUUCCUGCCAACUUGGACUUCCUGUGCUUGCAGGAAGUGUUUGACAAAAGGGCGGCAGAGAAGUUGAAAAAUCAGCUGCACCACUACUUUGAGUACAUUCUGUAUGAUGUUGGAGUCUACAGCUGCCAUGGCUGCUGUACCUUCAAAUUUGUGAACAGUGGCCUGCUUUUUGCCAGCCGCUACCCAGUUAUGGAUGCUGCCUAUCACUGUUACCCCAAUGGAAAAGGAACAGAUGCCUUGUCUUCAAAGGGUGCCCUGUUUCUCAAGGUGCAAGUGGGAAGUACACCUCAGGACCAAAGAAUUGUAGGAUACAUUUCCUGCACCCACUUGCAAGCUCUGGCAGAGGACACAACCGUUCGAUGCGAACAACUGGAUCUGCUUCAGGAUUGGCUGGCUGAUUUCAGAAAAUCUACCUCCUCUUCCAGUACAGCCAACCCAGAGGAGCUGGUGGCAUUUGAUGUGGUCUGUGGGGAUCUGAACUUCGACAAUUGCUCAUCAGAUGACAAGCUGGAACAGCAGCACUGCUUGUUCACCCACUACAAGGACCCAUGUCGCCAAGGUCCAGGGGAGGACAAAUCAUGGGCAAUUGGAACCUUGUUAGAUCCAAAAGGACUAUAUGACGAAGAAGUGUGCACUCCAGAUAACUUACAGAAGACAAUGGAAAGCGAAGACGGACGGAAAGCCUUCCUUGUGUUUCCGGCCAGUAAGAGCCAGGCCUCGAGUCAGAAAGGGAGGAAGGGAGCGCUGAAAGGCAACGGGAGGAGGAUUGACUACCUGCUCUACAGCAAGGAAGGACUCUACCUGGAGUGGAAAACAGAAGUAGAAGAAUUCAGUUUUAUUACCCAAUUGGCAGGACUCACAGAUCACCUGCCUGUUGCCAUGCGUCUAGUGGUUUCAACUGGAGAAGAAGAUUCUUAAAGAAGGAAGG
Messenger RNA from Notechis scutatus (mainland tiger snake), 2231 nucleotides. The record is from RefSeq and is a predicted model, not a curated record. NCBI's taxonomy places the organism in Eukaryota, Metazoa, Chordata, Lepidosauria, Squamata, Elapidae.